Molecule: messenger RNA, 1157 nt
Organism: Hermetia illucens (black soldier fly)
Lineage: Eukaryota; Metazoa; Arthropoda; Insecta; Diptera; Stratiomyidae
Exons: 2
Coding region: 116-1081 (321 amino acids)
Cellular component (GO): extracellular region
Molecular function (GO): chitin binding
Source: RefSeq, a predicted model, not a curated record
GAACAUCAGCGAAAUUGUACAUAGUAUAUACCUCAUUGUUAGUCCAGCCAAUAGUUGUGUGUCAGUCAAAUCUUGAUACCUUUGUGAAAAGUCCCAUAUUGGAGAAGCAAUCAAAAUGAGAUUAGGAAUCAUCUUCAGAUUGCUAAUUCCAACUGCAGGGAUUCUUCUUGGUUGGAAUGUCAACCAUGUGCAUGCAGCGGAAUGCGAAGGUCGCGAUCUAUAUGUUCCGUAUCCAUUCCCUGGUAAUGCCAAAAAAUACAAAGUAUGCUUCAGUGAGACCGGCGAUUUUAAGGACUAUGAUUGUCCACCAUCUCUCCGCUUUAAUGAAGAAACAAGACGCUGUAUGGCUUAUCCUGGCGGUAAUCCGAUUGGGGAAUGCACCAAGGAAGGUGACAAAUUUGAAGUUAUUCCCGCCGAUGAUAAAUGCCUACAGUAUUUCGAAUGUAAUGACGCAGGGGGAUUUGGAAUGGAUUCCUGUAAAGACGGCGAUGAAUUCUUCAAUCCCCUUUUGGGAGAAUGUGUUCCUAAGGCUGAAUACUACUGUGAUGGUGAUUUUCCCGAUUGUAGUAAGUCAAACUUCCAAAACAGAAAGUGGGUUGACAAAGAAAGUUGUGAAUCCUACUACGAAUGCAAAGGAGACAUUAUUGUAAGUCUAAAAUGCCCCAGCGGAAUGUUCUUCGAUGCACAAACCCAAAGUUGCUUGUAUAACACCAAGGAUGCAUGCAAAGUUCCUACGCCCAAGUCCGAUUUGAAUAUUGAAACCAUGUGCAAAGGAAAAGUUGGAAAAUUUCUUCCGGAUCCUAACUAUUGUAAAGCUUAUUACUAUUGUGUCGACGAAUCAACACCUUACUGGAGUCCAUGCGCAAACGACAGAUAUUUUGAGAAAGAAACUUGUACUCAAACAAGGGCUAGUAGCUGCAUUUGCGAAGAUUUAACGUGGGGAGAAUCUGACUCUCCAGUGAAUGUUCCACAUCCUGAUAAGACAAAAUUUUACGUGUGUGAAAAAGAAAGACAAGCCGUGGAGAAGUCAUGUCCACCGGGUACCACCUUUAAUGCAACGAAAAAAAUGUGUGCCGCGUGAUUUAGAUGAUACGUCAAACAAGCUACGUUAAACUUCACCAUAUUCACUGAAAAUAAAUUGGAAAGUUUUUACCAUU